This is a messenger RNA of Rhizophagus irregularis DAOM 181602=DAOM 197198, 1818 nucleotides long. RefSeq lists its product as uncharacterized. The record is from RefSeq and is a predicted model, not a curated record. Gene Ontology annotation, cellular component: membrane. Lineage: Eukaryota; Fungi; Glomeromycota; Glomeromycetes; Glomerales; Glomeraceae. Gene Ontology annotation, molecular function: L-amino acid transmembrane transporter activity. Gene Ontology annotation, biological process: amino acid transmembrane transport.
UCUUUACCAAAAAAAAAAAAGAUCUAAAAAAAAACAAAAAAUAUUUUGAGAUGGCAAAUUUAGAUGAAAAUAAUCAAGGUGAAAGUAUGGAAUUAUUAGGCGUGAUUUAUGGUAUAGGAAUGAACGUUAAUAAUAUAAUAGGAGUUGGCAUUUUUACAACUCCCGGAAUUGUUUGGAAACAGGUAAAAACGCCUCAUGUCGUUAUAUUAUUAUGGCUAGCCGGUGGGAUUGUAAGUCUAUUUGGUUCCCUUAUUUAUACCGAGUAUGGAGCCCUACAUAGAGAUAAUGGUGGAGAAAAAAUUUAUUUGGAAAAAGCAUAUCCAUCACCACCAUUAAUGGCAAGCUACCUUUUUAGCUUCAUGUUCAUAUUCGUGAUUCGACCCGUGAUUAUAUGCGCAGUAUUACAGUCUGCUGCGCAAUAUACAUGGUAUAUGUUUGUUGGAACCUCUCCAUUGGAUGGAGAUGACAAAAUAGAUCCACUCUUAAAUGGUUGGCAAAACAAAUUUAAACCUUACUGGAUAUUGAAAUUGAUAGCAAUUUUUUUUUUGUUAUUAAUAACAGGAUAUCAUUUGUUAAAUAGAAAAUUGGCAAAUAAGAUAAAUCAUGGUCUUGCAAUAACUAAAAUGAUCGUGAUAUUGGUAAUUGCAUUGGGUGGAAUAUCAAAGUAUCAUAAUAACGAAAAUUGGAAGAAACCUUUAGAUGAUAAUUCGAUCAAUACAGCCGUUAAUUCUUAUCCUAUUGCAAUUAUUCAAAUUUUAUUUAGUUAUAACGGAUGGAACACUCUAAAUUAUUCUUUAGAUGAAUUUAGAAAUCCUGAAGUAAAAUUAAAACUUAGCAAUAUUUCUAGUAUUGUAAUUGUAACGAUAUUAUAUUUAUUGGCAAAUGUUGCAUUUAUUACUGCUUUACCAUCUGAUGUUAUAACAAAAACCGAACAUUUUAAUGAGACAAUUACAGCAGAUUUCUUUAAAAGUAUUUUUUUUGACAGUAAUGUUGCUGCAAGGGUAUUAUCACUUUUUGUUGUUCUUUCUGCUGUUGGUACUGCUGCAACAAGUGUUUGGAGUGGAUCAAGAGUUAUUGUGUCAGCGGCGAAAUCAAAUUUUUUUCCAAUCUUUUCACCACAAUUAGUAAAGUGGAGAGAAAGGGAGAUAAAUCAGCAAGGGCAAAGAGGGGAAAAUAUGCGAUAUACUGAAUAUACGCCAGUUAACGCGUUAUUAGCGCAACUUGUAUGGUGUAUAUUCAUUAUAUUAAUCGUUGGUGGAUCAAUACAAGUUGAUAGUUUCGUGCUAUUCACUUCAAUAGCAACUUUUUCUGUCUGGAUAUUUUACAUUGUUACAAGCUUGGGUUUAGUUAAAACACGAAAAAGAUAUCCUGGUAACCCUCCAUUCAAAGUACCACGUUCAAUAAUUCAUUUGUUUAUAGUUUCGGGAUUUCUAUUUAUUGCAUUAUCAUUUGUCCCUGAUAAAGAAUCAAUACAUCCGUAUAUAGUUCAAAUAUCAUUUAUCUUGGUUAGUUGUAUAUUUUUAUUUAUUGGAUUUAUUUGUUAUUUCGGAUUAUUUCGACAGCAACAGCAACCGAUACAACCGCAACAGAUACAACUACAACCGAUACAACCGCAACAGAUACAACCGCAACAGAUACAACAGCAACAGAUACAACCGCAACAGAUACAACCGCAACAGAUACAACCGCAACAGACACAGCAACAACAGAUACAACAGCAACAGAUACAACAGCAACAGACACAACAAUAAAUACAACGGCAAUAAUUGUAGCAUCAUAGUCGACAAAAUGUAGAAGAAUUAUAAUUUAUCAAUCAAU